AUGGACUGCACCGACCAACACUAUAGGUACUUGAUGCGCCAGAUAACGCAGCACACCGUUCUCUACACGGAGAUGGUGUCGACCGGCGCCAUCCUGUCGUCCAUCCACGCCGAACACCAACAGUCGCGCCACACCCCGCUCGCCGCCAUUCUCGCCCGCAUUCCUGCCACAGCGGCGCCGACGCACGCACACGCCCACGCGCCGCCGUCGCUGGGGCGAUUGCUGGGCUACUCCCCGUACGAGAAUCCGCUGGUCCUGCAGCUUGGCGGGAACGACCCCACCGAACUCCAGUUCUGCGCGCAGGUGGCUCAGGAGCUGGGCUACGACGAGGUCAAUCUCAACGUUGGCUGUCCCUCAAAAAACGUCAAAGAAGGUAGCUUUGGCGCGGUCCUCAUGAAGACGCCGUCGGUGGUCGCUUCGUGCGUCGAAGCGAUGAAGAAGGGCGUGCAGAUUCCCAUCACCGUGAAGCACCGGAUUGGCGUGGACGAAAUGGAUUCCUACGAACAGCUGCGCGCGUUCGUGCACACGGUGUCGCUGGCCGGCUGCGAUCGCUUCAUCAUUCAUGCCAGGAAGGCGUGGUUGAAGGGUCUGUCGCCGAAGGAGAACAGAACAAUUCCUCCCCUGAUCUACGACUACGUGUACCGAAUCAAGCAGGAGUUCCCUGCGCUCAAGGUCGAGCUCAACGGCGAGGUGAAAACGAUCGAAGAUAUCCAUUAUCAGAGGCAGCAGGUCAGUACCAUUCCCUCCACCGGCAUUUCGCCCGUCUUUAUCAUCAUCACCACCAUCACCAUCAAUAACUGGUUUGCUGAACCGUGGUCGAUACAGGGCGUGGACGGUGUGAUGAUAGGAAGGGCUGCCUACUCCAAUCCGUUCCUCUUUGCCGCCUUGGACAGGGAAUUCUUCGGUAGUACUGCAGAGGAGGUGAGCCGACGCGAUGUUGUGCUGCGCAUGAUUCCAGGAGCCAAGAAUUGGAAGAAGCACCUGUCGGAGAGACACGCGAAGACGACGACGCCGCUGCGACCCGACGUCCUCCUCGAAGCCCUGGAGCUCACCAACCACGCCGCCCUCUCCUCCCUCCCCCUCGCCUGGCAAGCCCAAUCCGCCGCCACCUCCGCCGCACAUCCCUAA
This is a messenger RNA of Acanthamoeba castellanii str. Neff, 1128 nucleotides long. Its product is annotated as tRNAdihydrouridine synthase A, putative. Gene Ontology annotation, biological process: tRNA dihydrouridine synthesis. Gene Ontology annotation, molecular function: flavin adenine dinucleotide binding; tRNA dihydrouridine synthase activity. The record is from RefSeq and is a predicted model, not a curated record. Bases 1 to 1128 code for a protein of 375 amino acids. The transcript is spliced from 6 exons. NCBI's taxonomy places the organism in Eukaryota, Discosea, Longamoebia, Acanthamoebidae.